AUGAGUGACGCUCAUCAGCCACUUGAAAAAAAGAUAGCCAUACAUAAUUCUCAAAUUACACUACAAGCACCCCAGACCCUAUUAUCACCCUUUUGUUGUAUAGGUAUGAUGAUUACAGAUAUUGUAGUAAAGAAACCAGCUCUUGAAAUCAAUAAAGAUGAACACUAUGAGCCUGUUCGAGUAGAAUAUGAGGGGAAAUUAAACUCGAAUGAAUAUUCAUUCAGGGUUAUCUCACGAAUCAGUUGUUCAAAGUUUUUAGGUUGGGUUCCAUUUAGAGAAACAAGAGUCUUGGGCCCUAUACGAGAUAAAAUACAGCUGGAAGGUGUCAUUCCACAUUCAAAAGCGACAUCGACACGCAUACCACUUUAUAUCAUUCUUUAUUGUCAAACUAAACAUGUAGAUACAAUAGCAAAUCAUUUUAAAGUACACCAACUUUAUUUAAAGCAACCCCCCUUUUAUAAUCCUCGUUGUCACUAUUAUAACCCACAUCCUGAAGCCCGUCAACAGUCUCUACAGCACCAGAGAUCAUUUACAAACACACAUCAUCAUGACGGUCAAAUACAACAACAACAACAAAUUGAAAUGUUAUUAAAUAGUAUUGCUUAUGAAGAAGAAGAAGAAGAAAGAGAAGAGAAUUUGAUUGUUCAAGAUGGAUUAACAAUCGAAUUAAUGAAGCAUCAAUUAAAAGGAGUUCAUUGGAUGAUAGAUAGAGAACAUAAUAAAAGCAGUCAAGGUGGCAUACUAGCAGAUAUGGGGUUAGGAAAGACGAUACAAAUGAUUGCAUUAAUGACCACUACUGCUACUACUGCUACUGCUACUACUGCUACUACUACUACUACCUUAAUAGUCACACCACUCGCUUUAAUCCAUCAAUGGAUAAAUGAAAUUCAACAAAAAUCACCCACACUCAAUGUCUUGAGAUACCAUGGACCCAAUAGAACAAAUGAUUCAAACGUAUUCAAGAAUUAUGACGUCGUCGUUACAACCUACCAACUUAUCUUGUCAGAUAAAGAGACACUUUUCAAUUUUGAAUGGUAUCGUAUCGUAUUAGAUGAAGCGCAUUAUAUUAAAAACCAUCAAACCAAGAUUUCAAUUCGUUGUUGUGAAUUACAGGCUAAAAAACGAUGGUGUCUAACGGGGACGCCUAUCCAAAAUAAUAUAAAUGAACUCUAUAGUUUUUUUAGAUUUCUUAAAAUAGAGCCAUGGUCCAAUUAUAAAGCAUUUAGAAAGAUGAUUUAUCAAAAUAGUAACAGCAAUGAAAAGAUGAUAUUAGAGAAAAUAAGAAGUAUUUUAAUGGCUAUCAUGUUGAGAAGAACUAAAAAAGAGGAUAAUACGAUUGUUUAUAGUAUCAAGUAUAGACAAGACAUUUUACUUGAAUUUAAUGAAGACUAUGAAAGAUCUUUAUACAACAUGUUAUUAAAUAGAACAAGAGUUCUAGUGUUUGAAUAUAAUGAAAAUCGAUAUAUAAACAUGUUAUGUUUAUUAUUAAGACUUCGACAAGCUUGUAACCAUCCUCAGCUUGUAUUUAAUUCAAUUACACAAGAUAAAGAUGCUUUAGACAUUAUUAACCAUCAGCACUCAACAACAACAACCGUCAUCAAUAACAAUGCUGAUGGCUGUUGUAAAUUAUGCGGAAAUAAAGAAGACUUGCCUUUCUGUAAAGAAUGUAAAACCAUAUUAAGCUCAUUAAAGUCUUCCUCCUCAGAUAACAAUAGUCGUAGUAGUACAAAAAUGAAAAAAUUAUUAGAAAUUCUACAAGAAACUCGAGUUCAAAAUCCAAAAGAAAAGACAAUCAUAUUUUCACAGUUUACUUCAAUGCUAGAUUUAAUGGAAGAUUCCUUAAGAGAGAAUGGAUUUCAAUACUCUCGAUAUGAUGGAUCUAUGUCAACUAUUUUACGUGAAAAGAAUUUAAUUGAAUUUAAACAUAAUCCAGAAUGUACAAUUAUGCUGAUAUCAUUAAAAUGCGGUUCUUUAGGCUUAAAUUUAACUGAAGCAAAUAGAGUUAUUCUAAUGGAUAUUUGGUGGAAUCCUGCAAUAGAAGAACAAGCAAUUGAUAGAGUAUAUAGAAUUGGACAAAGAUUACCCGUCUAUGUUACUAGAUUAUUAAUUGACAAUUCUAUUGAGCUUAAAAUGUUAGCUUUACAAGAAAAAAAGGCACAAUUAAUGAAAAGUGCUUUAGGAGAAAAUAGCUUUUCAUCUAUUCAACAAAAACUUACUACAAAAGAAUUACGAACCUUAUUUGAUUUAUAA
Cokeromyces recurvatus is the source of this 2250-nucleotide messenger RNA. Its product is annotated as SNF2 family N-terminal domain-containing protein. The transcript is spliced from 11 exons. Gene Ontology annotation, molecular function: ATP-dependent chromatin remodeler activity; ATP binding. The record is from RefSeq and is a predicted model, not a curated record. Lineage: Eukaryota; Fungi; Mucoromycota; Mucoromycetes; Mucorales; Mucoraceae. Gene Ontology annotation, cellular component: cytoplasm. The coding region runs from base 1 to 2250 and encodes 749 amino acids.